CUCCACUUUCAUGAUUGAGGUACAUGCAAAAUGUUUGUCCAUCUAUAAGAAUAACAUAUGCGGUACGGGCGGUGUUUAUUAUGACUGUCAGAAUCAGGAAUUUACUUCUGUACCAAAAGUCAAUGUUUCAGGAGUAGUCGCAAUAGAUCUGUCAUACAACAAUAUCACAAAUCUUACCAAUUCAGAUUUCGAAGGAAUGGAUGCUUUAAAAGCAUUAUAUUUCACAAGGAACAAACUGCAGCGUAUUGAAAAGAAUGCAUUUCAACAUUGCUCUCAGCUCUGUAUAUUAGAUUUGGCCGGGAAUGGCUUAACAAAAGAUUCAAUAGAGGAGGGUGCAUUCAGGUAUCUGACAGCGCUUGAGGAUCUGAGAAUGAAUGACAAUCCUUUUUCUAAAGGCGGAUACCCGGAUGUAGAAAUAGGAAGGCUGACGUCAUUAAGAAAUUUCACAUUAGAUGCAACUUAUUACUUAAGCUUUUCUACAGAAUUCCAAAGGUUGAAAAGGCUGCGGUAUCUACAGAUUUUACCAUCAGCUUAUUUCUGGUUUGACAAUUAUUCAUUUAUGAAUCUGGGAAAUCUAAGUAUUGAAUAUUUGGACCUCCAAUUCAGUGAUCAUAGUGCUUGUUACCAUGAUAUUGAAGAUAUAUUCUGGCCUUUUUCUUCUUUGAAAGGGUUAACUUUUCAAACAUUUUGCGGUUUACGUUACGUUCUGAAAUCUUUGAAAUCUUUGAAAAGACUGAAAUUUAAUCAAAUGGAAUACAUCAACUUUACAAGAUCAAGUCCCUUCAAUGGUGAACCCGUUCUCCUCAACGAUUAUGAUGUAGCAUUUCUCAAAAACAUUUGUGUGAAGUUCCUUUCUCUACAGGACACAAAUACUGUCGGAAUACCAACAUUAAACCCAUCCAUAUUUAUGGAAUGCAUUGAAGAAAUUGAUGUGUCACAUAAUUCAAUCUACACCUAUUCCACAUUCGUCAUGUUCUUGCAAGCGAGACGAAUCAAACUCGUCAAUUUCAGUCAUUUGAAUGAUUGCCGAUUACCAAGUUCAAGAGGGAAAUUAUUAGAGAUGAGGGAAAUGUUACCAAAACGGCCUCCUGUUAACGCCACUCUCUCAAAAUCCUUGGAGGAAAUCGACGUUUCUUACACCUACGCAAAACCAACUUUACUACUUUACGUUCAAUUAAAAAUAUUCGCUACAAACCUCAAAAAGAUAAACUUUCAAUAUAUAGGUUUUCCCCUCUGUUCUUUAAACAAUAUAGAGUUACAUUUUCCGAGUCUGAGAAGCAUUGAUGUUUCAGGUUCGUCUUGUGAUAAUUUAAACUUACAUUUUUUGAAGCAUCUCCCCUCUUUAACAGAAGUUUAUAUGCGUAAUACCAAAUUGAAUAUCGGUCUAGCCACUGAUGUAAAUGGAACUUUCUUUCGUGGACUGUCGAAAUUAACGAUGGUUGAUUUUUCUGAAAACGCCUUGAAAGAGUUACCUGCAGAUUUAUUUCUCAGCCAAGCGUCUUCAAUGAAGUGUCUGAUACUCGAAAGCAAUUCAUUUACCACAAUACCACGUGCCUUAAAUUUCAUUCCUCGGCUUGAAUUCCUUGACCUUCGAUCUAACAAACUGUCCUAUUUUUCAAAAGAAUCUAUAUCAAUUAUUGAUAAUUUACCCAAUAUAAUGAUAGAUAUCAGAAACAACCCAUUUGACUGCUCUUGCAAUGCUUUAGAAUCCUUGAAAUGGAUCAGAGACAAUAUCAAAAAGUUUGUUUAUUUGAACAGGGCUCAAUGCAACGAGAUGGAGGGCCCACGGAUACCUGUUCUUAAGAUCAUUAACAACUUGAGAGCAUUAGAAUUAAAAUGUAUUUCUCAACUGUGGUUGGAUAUAUCGAUAUCAAUUGUGUCGUCCAUGUUUUUGAUUGUGCUAGUGGUAGCGAUGAUGUAUCGAUAUAGGAUAAUCCUUCGGUAUGGUGUACUGAGAAUAAGGUUAUUUUGGAGACGUGGUUUCGCCAAUAAUUUGACAAGAGAUUCAUCUGCUUUUGAUACGUAUAUAUCAUAUUCUCCCGUUGACUCCUUGUUUGUGAGUUUGCAUCUUUAUCCUAAAUUGCAGGAAGAAAAUCUUCGCAUAUCCUUCCGGGAUAAAGAUUUUAAACCUGGUAGUACCUUUGCAGAAGAGGUUGUGGAGUUCAUAAACAUAAGUAAAUGUGUUGUUUUUGUCGUAACACAAACAUUUUUGAAAUAUGACUGGGGAACAUAUGAAAUCCAGGUCGCAAAAAUCCAUGCAAUUCAUAAAAACGCCCGGAUUUUAUUAAUAAUCAAGGACGACAUCGAAGUUGAGGAUCUUCCUCGAGAUCUCCUGUACGUUUGGUGGAAAAUUAAACCAAUCAGAUGGCCCGACGCUAACAACGCGGCAAAGAGGGAAAAGUUCUGGAGAAAGUUUAUUAAGUCGAUCAAGGAAUCUUAAAUCUUGUUUUAAUGUUUGAAGGAUAGUGAAAAAUUUACAGCAAUGGGACGAGAUACCAAGGAAAAUUUUCGAUAUUAUUAAAGUCCAAUGACUGCUUUGCAUGCAAUUUAUUUGUUUUAUGUGACAGGUGGAUGUGAUCGGUCAACAGGGACACCUUAUUCCUCAUAGGGAUCUGAUUCCACCUCAAGAAUUCCCAGGGGCCAUGCUAAAUGCCCUAUUAAAAUAUUUGUAUCUUUUGUAGGUUUGGGGGUAAACAUAAACAUAUAUUUUAUGAUGCAACAUUUUUAAAGGAUGUAUAAAUCUAUUUACUGUGAAAUCCCUUUUGUGUGUGUUUUUGAUUUUUAUUGUUUUGUUUUUAAUGUAUGAAAACUAUCACGAAUUCAUGUUCAAUAUGAAAUAUAAUUAUUGAAAAGUGCAGAUUUAGAAUUUUUCUUAUACUUAAAAAUCAAAUCCUUGUGUUUUUUUUUCAAACCAUGGAAUUUUGACCUUAAGAAAAUAUAUUUUAAAAGUAUUUUGUUGCAACAUGUCUCAUGACAUUGCAAAACAUUCUGGU
This is a messenger RNA of Saccostrea cuccullata (small rock oyster), 2993 nucleotides long. Its product is annotated as toll-like receptor 4. Lineage: Eukaryota; Metazoa; Mollusca; Bivalvia; Ostreida; Ostreidae. Gene Ontology annotation, biological process: toll-like receptor signaling pathway; immune response; inflammatory response. Bases 11 to 2440 code for a protein of 809 amino acids. The record is from RefSeq and is a predicted model, not a curated record. The transcript has a single exon. Gene Ontology annotation, cellular component: plasma membrane. Gene Ontology annotation, molecular function: transmembrane signaling receptor activity; protein binding.